Ictalurus punctatus (channel catfish) is the source of this 3717-nucleotide messenger RNA. It is a transcript of the gene sidt2, whose product is annotated as SID1 transmembrane family, member 2. The record is from RefSeq and is a predicted model, not a curated record. NCBI's taxonomy places the organism in Eukaryota, Metazoa, Chordata, Actinopteri, Siluriformes, Ictaluridae. Bases 680 to 3253 code for a protein of 857 amino acids. Gene Ontology annotation, cellular component: membrane. The transcript has 28 exons.
UUCACCGCGCGGGGGCGCUGUUGCGUGGCCCGCAUUGAACUCGUUUGUUUUCAUUACCAGCAGGAGAUUUAUAAACAACAUCAACUCCGGAUAUUUCGGGGAAGUAGACGAAGAAUAAGGACUGAAACGGUUGAUGUGUGCGAUAUUGCAUUCUUCAGACGGCGGUGGAAAUACCUAACCCGUUAUACGCGGUGUUUAUUUGACGUUAUAGCAAAGCUGGAUAGACUUUAGCAGACGUUAAUGCUAAUGCUAACAGCUGGCGUUAAACAUAGAGGACUGUAUUUUUAUGCACUUUGACGUUUUCUUUGCGGAUUAAAAAAAAAAACUGCCCAAAAUAUCAACCGGUUGUCUGUAAGCUAUUUAGCUAGCUACAUGGCUGCUACUAUAUCUUAUUAAACAUUAAUGUCAUGCUGCUUACUCUAGAGGCUAGCUAAUCAAGGAGUGUCACGUGCGAAUUUAUAUUUUAUAUUUCUCGUGUGAUAAACCUUGCGGUUUAUUUUGUAGGUUGUUUUUUUUUUUUUUUUUUUUUCCUUUUUCUACUGUGCUGUUCUUCAAGCCGGAUCUCUGACGACUUAUGAUUUCGUCAUCACACGUCAUCACUUCUUCAUCUUGGGUUAGAGCACUCACCUGAGCUCUCAGGCUGAUUUGUGACUGUGCUGAUGAAGCAGAAAGAGGCAGCAUGGCCAGCUGCUGGAGACCCACACACUCUUCUUUUAGAUGCUUGUUGUUGUUUGUGUUUGUGCUGACGGUGGAGGGUGCGGGAGCUGAGCGUACAAACAGCUCAGUGGAGGUGGAGCAGAAAGACGGACAGUUUGACACCAGCUACUUGGACAUAGUGACCAGCAAUGUGCAGAUCAUCUACACCUUCAACCACACCGUCACCCGCAACAAGACGGAGGGGGUCCGUGUGUCGGUGGAGCUGCUGUCCGAGGGCACUAAGAGCCCCGUGUUGUUCGUAGUGAGGCAGAAACAGGCCGUGCUCUCCUUCCAAGUUCCACUCAUCCUGCGAGGCUUGUACCAGAGGAAGUACCAGUAUACACAGGUGGGCCGAACUCUGUGCCAGCCCCCAACGCUCGCCCUCUCAGAGACCCAGUUCUUCUACGUGGACGUGUCCACUCUGUCCACCUCCAGCGUCCAGUACAAGCUGCGGAUCAGCCGGGUGGAAAGCUUCACUCUACAGACAAAUAAGAAGUUCAGCUUCAAUGCGACUCCGUCCCAACCCCAGUUUUUUAAGUACGAGUUUCGGGACGGAGUGGACACGGUGAUCGUGAAAGUAAACUCGGAGAAGAACUUCCCCUGCUCUGUCAUGUCCGUUCAAGAUAUCCAGUGUCCUGUGUAUGAUCUGGACAACAACGUGGCCUUUAUUGGGAUGUAUCAGACCAUGACCAAGAAGGCUGCUAUUACAGUACAGAGGAAGGACUUUCCCAGUAACAGCUUCUACGUGGUGAUCGUGGUGAAGACGGAGGACGAGGCGUGCGGCGGGCCGCUCAGGUUCUACCCCCUUUCACCUGAUGAGCUGCUGGAUGCUGGAAACCGGAGCAAAACUCUGGAAGUGGUCGUAUAUCCUGCCAUUGACUCUGAGGUGUACGUAAUGGGAAUGCUGUUCUGUCUCGGCAUCUUCCUGUUCUUCUACGUACUGACCUUCCUGUUGGCCUGCAUUGAAAACAAGAGAAUGCACAAAAAAAGGGAGGGGCUUUUGAAGUCAUCUAACAUGUCGCCGGCGGAGACAGCCUCUCUCUUAGGAAAAUCUCCGCCCUCUCCGUAUGAAUACGGCUCAUUCGGUGAUAAUGGCAGCACGUUGAGCUCAGAACCCGUGACGGACAGUUUGGCCUCCACCGACGCUAAUUACGGAUAUUUGGGACAGGAGGCUUUCAAGCGUCGGCCAAUCGGCACACGCCACACAGUCAUCCGCUUUGAACGCUCAUUGGACACAGUGGGUCGCUGCAGACAGGAGUCUCUGAGCUCAGUGGAAGAGGAUGACUACGACACGCUGGCCGAUAUCGACUCGGACAAGAACAUCGUCCGCACCAAGAAGUACCUGUUUGUCUCUGAUCUGGCUCGGAAAGACAAGCGAGUGCUGAGCAAAAAGUACCAGAUCUACUUCUGGAACAUUUCCACCAUCGCCGUGUUCUACGCUCUGCCCGUGAUCCAGCUGGUCAUCACCUAUCAGACGGUCGUUAACGUGACAGGAAAUCAAGACAUCUGUUACUACAACUUCCUGUGUGCACAUCCCCUAGGAGCUCUGAGCUCGUUCAACAACAUCCUGAGUAACCUCGGUUACGUGAUGCUUGGGCUGCUGUUCCUGCUCAUCGUGCUGCAGAGGGACGUGGUGCACAAGCGUGCACUCACGCGCAACGACGUCACCGCGCUGGAGUGCGGCAUCCCCAAACACUUUGGUCUGUACUAUGCCAUGGGUACGGCUCUGAUGAUGGAGGGGUUGCUGAGUGCCUGUUACCAUGUCUGCCCCAACUACACCAACUUCCAAUUCGACACGUCGUUUAUGUACAUGAUCGCGGGUUUGUGUAUGCUGAAGCUGUAUGAGAAGAGACACCCGGACAUCAACGCCAGCGCCUACAGCGCCUACGCCUGUCUCGCCGCCGUCAUCUUCUUCUCCGUGCUGGGAGUGGUGUUCGGGAAAGGGAACACGGCCUUCUGGAUCGUCUUCUCAGUGUUGCACAUUGUGUUCACUCUGUUGCUCAGCAUUCAGCUCUACUACAUGGGCCGCUGGAGGCUGGAUACAGGGAUCCUGCGCAGGAUACUUCAUGUGAUCUACACAGACUGCAUUCGCCAGUGCAGUGGACCCAUGUACAUAGAUCGGAUGGUGCUACUCGUGAUGGGCAACAUCGUCAACUGGUCUCUGGCCGCGUAUGGUCUCAUCAAAAAGCCGAACGACUUCGCUUCGUACCUGCUGGCCAUCGCCAUCUGCAACCUGCUGCUGUACUUCGCCUUCUACAUCAUCAUGAAGCUGAGGAGUGGAGAACGGAUCCAGUGUUUGCCGUUCGUGUGUAUUCUGUUCACGGCUGUAGUUUGGGGCUCUGCUCUUUUCUUUUUCUUUCAAGGACUCAGCACGUGGCAGAAAACGCCGGCGGAGUCCCGUGAGCACAAUCGCGACUGCAUCCUCCUCUCGUUCUUUGACGAUCACGACAUCUGGCACUUCCUGUCCUCAAUCGCCAUGUUCGGCUCCUUCCUGGUCCUGCUGACGAUGGACGACGACCUGGACGCGGUUCAGCGAGACAAAAUCUACGUCUUCUAGCACCUUCUUGAGUAGAUCCUAGGUGUUAAACAGCCGGGGGGGGCGGCACCCUACGUUACACUGACUCUGAUCGGACACUCGACGUGCCAAUCAAAUCUGCACAUUAGCACAGCGCUGGCCCGGAGCGACUGAGACGAAACCUGCCAAGCAAACAGCAAUGCAUUUACACACUGCUAGUGUUUUCACUGUAUGCUGAGAGAGAGUGCGCGUGCGUGCGUGUGUGUGUGCGUGUGUGUGUGUGUGUGUGUGUGUGUGUCCUGUCAACCUGUGGCCUUCUGUGUUUUUGAUCUUUGUUCCUGUGGGAUUGAUCGAUUGAUCGUAGCUCACUGUAAUCGAGUACACCUUUUCUAAGGAUGACUGAUGGAAUCUACUUUGCAAUGUCUGUAAAAAGAAAAAUGUAAGAGUAAAGAAAUGCUUUUAAUGAUAGACGGUUACUGAAUAAAGUAUUUGUAAGUUUUUUUCAA